AUAUGGGUAAUAAAUAGGGACAAACAUGAUCAUUUUACCUUCUAUAAAAUUCUUAGGAUGACUAUUUUCUGAACGGAGGAGCAGUUCUUAACCAUAUCCGUGUGGCUGCUGCGUGAGCACGCAUGCACCCGUGGCUUUACGAAGCUUCCUCCAACCAAGCUCCGAGGAGGAUUAGUAUAUGGUCAACUAGCUGGUCAAAUAUCUGAGGCUAUUGAUGGAUCAUUCGUGCCACUGUUUAUUAUAUAUAGCAACUACAAGCUUUCAAGCCAGCCAGCCGGCCGGCGAUCGAGAAUGGCCGACGCCGGAGGAGGAGCGGACGGCAGGCGCGCCCGCGUCGCGCUGUUCCCGCUGCCGUUCCAGGGCCACAUCAGCCCGAUGCUGCAGCUGGCCGGCGCGCUCCGCGCGCGGGGGCUCGCCGUCACCGUCCUCCACACGGCGUUCAACGCGCCGGACCCCGCGCGCCACCCGGGGCUCGCCUUCGUCGCGGUGCCCGACGCCAUCCCGGAGGCCGCCGCCGCCGCCGCGGCCAACGGCAUCCCCAAGAUCCUCGCCCUCAACGCGGCCAUGGAGGCGUCCGGGCGCGUCCGCGUCGCGCUCGCGUCGCUCAUGGCGGCGGCGGAGGGGGAUGCCGAUGCUGUCAAGGCCUCUCUUUGGAGAUCAACUAGCUACCGGAAGGUACGUGGCGGAUGCAUGGAAGAUUGGGAUUUUGCUGGAGGGUGUGCUGGAGCGUGGGGAGACCGAGAAGGCGGUCAGGAAGCUGAUGGAAGAAGACGAGGGAGCUGCGAUGAGGGAAAGAGCGAAGGAUUUGAAGGAGAAAGUGAGGAUGUGCCUUGAGCGUAGUGGGUCUUCUCAGCAGGCCGUUGAUAAGUUGGUAGAUCACAUACUUUCUCUUCGAAAGUUUCCUUUUUCCUAGCUGUAGCAUCUGGUAUACGCCGGACGACCAUGGAUGUCUGGAGCUGUCAUGUGUGUGCAUGCAUGGUUCCAGCUGAAUAAGCCAACUUUUUCUACUGGGUUUAUAGUCUAUAGUUGUCGUUUGCCAUUAUUUAUAUCAUGUUCAGUCAUGUGCAAAAUGAACACUCAAGACUCUGUAUGGGCUCUAUGCUUUGCAUGUUGAAAUGAAUUGCCUCACCGCGCUCA
Molecule: messenger RNA, 1137 nt
Organism: Panicum hallii
Lineage: Eukaryota; Viridiplantae; Streptophyta; Magnoliopsida; Poales; Poaceae
Product: DIMBOA UDP-glucosyltransferase BX8-like
Exons: 1
Coding region: 292-834 (180 amino acids)
Source: RefSeq, a predicted model, not a curated record